This is a messenger RNA of Coniophora puteana RWD-64-598 SS2, 2344 nucleotides long. RefSeq lists its product as uncharacterized. The record is from RefSeq and is a predicted model, not a curated record. The coding region runs from base 1531 to 2196 and encodes 221 amino acids. NCBI's taxonomy places the organism in Eukaryota, Fungi, Basidiomycota, Agaricomycetes, Boletales, Coniophoraceae. The transcript is spliced from 3 exons.
CUUCAACAUCCUCGCCGCCCUGCCCCAACCCAUCCCAACGCACUUAUUCGUGCCUUGUACCACAUGAAAAAGAUGGACAUCAAGAUCCCUAUCAGCCAACGACCUCGGUCGUUUGACCCUCCACCUAGUCAUACUCGACUCGGCAUCGCACAACAACCUUUCCCGGGAGUGCGUUGAGACGCUCCUCUCGUGGGUUCAAGAUGUGUGGCGUACCGUCUGGGCUAGAUGCACCGGCUUCCGCCUUUCGCAUACACGUUUACUGUACGCAGCAGACGUACGCGUAAUCGACCGCAUUGGUACCAUUGAUUCAACGUGUAAAAAAAAGGUUAGAUGCGCUCAAAUUCAAUGACGUUUCGGCUACCGGACUUUGGGGAAGACUUGGAUAGGGGGAGGACGGGACUAAAGAAACAGGACAUUGAGUACGUCGAUGGAGACGUUGAGCUUGACCCACCGACGCGUGUAUAAUGCCACUCCAUCCGCCCCCACCCUCCUCCUCUCCCUCGCCCGACCCCAACGUUUCUACCUCUGCCCUUCCCUCAAACUCCGCACCCCCACCCGCCACGGAAAAGCCUACCUGCACCUGCGCUCGUCAGAGUUUUCACUGGAUGCCCACCUACAACACCCUCGCCCCCGUCCUCGAAGAAAGCAUCGCGAUCUUCAAAACCACACCUUCCCUCGCCAACUUCGACGCAAUCUACUUCGGCGCGGUGUACGACCGCCCCACCGCGAUGCGCAGCGCGCUCACUGUUUUCGCCAAGGUAGCUGUUAACGGUUCGGACAACUACUCCGCUGCGCUCGCGACCCAAGGUGCGACGGUGCGGGACCGACAAGAUUGAAGAGCUGCUCGAGGGGCACAGCCACCUGUUGAUGGCGAUGGAUUACCCAGUGUAUCAGCCUGCCGGAUUGGGGCUUCUCCGUUUCGUGAUACUAUCGCCCCCGUCGUCUUCUCCUCCCUCCACAACUUCAAGCGCGCCCACGCCAUCAGAUCCGUACCGCGCUCUUGCCGCUCACCACAACAUCCGCACAGAACUGCACGGCACCAUCCUUUCCGUCUUCGAGCGCCGUCUUCGCGAACCUGGACGAUGACGUUGACGGCGCCAAUGUCAACGCUGGCGGUGCUAGUAACGACGGGGGAUUCAGUGCGAGCGCGGAUGGGGGUGCGAAUGGUUUCGGCAUUGGGUUGGGGGGAUAAUCGCGAUGCAUCGGCGUGCGCGAGGGAAAGCCAAGAAGCACCAGAUUUGGGGCGGCUGGCCCGAGAACGGUGGACGCGAUAUCGCGUUGGACGAUUUGAAGGAGCUGUGUAGGUCGCUGUUGAAGGAGCGGUUCACGGCGUGGUUGAAGGCGGCGGCUGAGAUGGACAAGUCUGUGGAGGGGGAAAUGAAAGAGACGGAGGCAGAAGCGGAGACGGGGAAGGAGGACGAGAGCAAAGUUGGAGAAGGGGAGGGGAUUCUCGCGUCAACGUUCGACCUCAUCGUUGCGUAGAUGCAAUGGACGAAGGGCGAAGACGCUACGUGAGUCCUAUUUUUGUCCAUGUCUCUCAAGGUCUCGUCGUGGCCAUUUCAUGCAGUUUACACGACCGACCGAGCAAAGCCCAUCUCGUCGGCUCUCUCGGUACACUCACCAAAUUCUGCAAAGAGCGCCAGCGACUCAUCGCAUAGCACGAACAAGAACUCUCACAGCGUGCCCAACGCACCCUUCAGGGAUCUCUCACGCGAUCUCUACCCCAACCUCAUUGCGGACCCAAAGUCUGAUCUCGAUCCCCAAGCCUCGCGCGACGCCCUCCUUGUGGAGAUGUUCCACGUGCAGCUCGGCGGUGCCAGCGGCUUUUCAUCAGGCCUGCCUCUCUCGACUACAUACGAUGACUUAUGGAACGGAGACGAAGACGACCCGUACCUAGGUUUAGACGAGGGCGAGCUCCCGCCACUCCCGCCUUUGCCGCAGGUAGCACCCGCGAGGGGAUCUGUGCCCGCGACCAGCGGCAGCACCUCCGGCAGGCGCGGGUCGAUGGUGCGCGUUGAACCGACGCUUGCGAUGCUUGCUGCGGCUAGUGCGCACGGACAGGAUUUGACGUGGUGUGGGGCUCCGCCGGAUGUUGGACAGGGCGGUGCGGGCGCGGGUGCUGGCGUAGGUACGAGUUCGAGCGUGAAUGCGGAUGGGGGUACGGGGUAUGGAGUGAGCAUUGAUGAGGUUGAUUGAUCGGAAGCGAUAUAGUGCGAGGCGAUUGUUCGAUAGAAGAAUGGUGUAUGUACUACCGUGCUUGUCCGUGUACCUAAUGCCUUCUUGGUUCUUGUUCUUUUGUUCUUGACUCGCUACCUGCUUGAUGCCAAACUGCCUCAUUGUUCAC